AUGGUGAAAGUUCUCACUGGAAGAGUUUUAAAUGCAAACUAUGGAUUCAAGGUUCCUCCGUCAGGUUUUGAUACUACUGCUGGCAAUGGCAAUAUGGUUUAUGUAAAGUUAGAAAAGAUUACAUUACAUUGCAAGGUGCAACAGCAAAGUAUUGGGAAAGAUGAUAUAAUACAACACAGAAAAGAAGGGUAA
Molecule: messenger RNA, 192 nt
Organism: Gryllus bimaculatus (two-spotted cricket)
Lineage: Eukaryota; Metazoa; Arthropoda; Insecta; Orthoptera; Gryllidae
Source: the annotation of a GenBank genome assembly